UCAUGGAUUUUAAAUCACUUCUGUAGGAGGCCUCACUGUACACAUGGAGGGCCGCUUGCUGUCUUUAAUCUUUUUGAAUUGAAAGAAAUCUCGACGCGACUUGUGGGGAGGCUCUCAGUUCUCAGAGGCCCCGGCGUCGAUUUUUCAGUUCGAAAACGAAUGCGGCACGGUGAACACAAAAGGAAUACAUUACCGAUAAAUCGAAUAAAUCAAUGCGAACACAAUUCUUUUUUAAAUAUAAUAAAUCUGAACUCAUGACUUGCACGUGGUGCCACUAAACUGCAAAGGUGUAAGAAGUGUAAAUGCGUAAUGAAGCUUGCGAAGGUAGUGCAAGCAAAAAGAGCGGCUAAUGAAUUGCAGCUGAGGUGAUCUGUGAAAAGCUCCUCUCCAGCUCGCUCUCUCUCUCUCCCCCGACUCUCCCGCUCUGUUGAAGGGCAUUCAGUGAAUAUUUCGGCUACGCUUAUCGGAAGCUCGCAAGCUGAUAAGGCUUGCCAACAGAUAAGCUGUUGAAAGCAAGUGGCUGCAAACAAAGCUCAAGAGUGCAGCAACAAAAACAAAAAGGAAAUUCACAAGUCGCUGAAAGUGGAACGCAACAAGAAUAUAUUUAAGAAAAAAAAAGGAAUCAUUAACAACUUAAAAUUUGUACACCUUAAAAAAAAAUAAGAGGAAGACAGCCAGCACACCAUGGGAAGAGAUCGAAUGCCGGAGCUUUUGCGCUCCUUGAGCUCGAAUUCGAACUCCUCGUCCAACGGUUCCCUGCUCCUGAACGUGUACAGUGGAACCACGGAAUACAAGACCAGCACAAGCCCUGGUGGCACCGGCAACAGCUACUCAAUAUCCGGUCAAAAUAAUAAUAAUAAUAACACAAAUACAAAUAAUAACAAUAAUAAUAGUGGCGACAGCAAAGAUCGGGCUAACUAAAUGUCUCAGUAUGGUUCCAAUGUGGAUGAUAUUCUCAAUCCGUACUCUGAGAUUCGGCAGCAACUCGCUCUCAUCGCCGCCAAUUUGGAGGCGAUGAACCGCAUGACCCAAACUAUUAAUCUGCGAACGUUCAACGAAAACGAGAUGGGUGAGCUGCACAAUAAGAAUCUGAGGCUGGGAAACCAGUUAAUGACACGAUUUAAGGACUUUAAGGCAAAUCUUCCGGCGGAGAAUGACUACAGUUUGGAGGCCAGAAUGAAAAGAACCCUGUUCUAUGGCCUUCAUCAAACCUUCAUUAAUCUUUGGCAUAAAAAUGAACUCUUCCUGCAAAACUACGAGUUCAAAGUCAAAAAGAAUCUGCGUCUACACUCUAAAAUAAUCAACUCAGAGGCCAGCGAACAAGAAAUCGAGUUACUCAUUGAAAAUAAAACAACGAAACUCUUUGUGGACAAUAUCCUGCAGGAAACGGAGAAGGAGCGACAGACACUGCGCGAUUUGAUGGACAGAUUCAAUGAGCUUCGUCGCCUGGAGAAGUCCAUCGAGGAGGUGCACGCUUUGUUCAUGCGGAUCCAGACCCUGGUCCUCGAGCAGAGCGAGACGAUCCAACGUGUUGAGUUCCAUGCCCAACAGGCCACCCUGUACGUGGACAAGGGUGCUGACGAACUGGACCAGGCGGAGAAGCACCAGAAGAGGGCUCGCAAGAAAAAAAUAAUGCUCAUUGUGAUACUUGCGGUGGUGUUGUUAGUAUUACUCCUCGUUGGUAUUUAUUUGUGAUGUAAA
Messenger RNA from Drosophila serrata, 1701 nucleotides. It is a transcript of the gene Syx4, whose product is annotated as Syntaxin 4. Gene Ontology annotation, biological process: vesicle fusion; exocytosis; intracellular protein transport. Gene Ontology annotation, molecular function: SNAP receptor activity; SNARE binding. NCBI's taxonomy places the organism in Eukaryota, Metazoa, Arthropoda, Insecta, Diptera, Drosophilidae. The record is from RefSeq and is a predicted model, not a curated record. Gene Ontology annotation, cellular component: SNARE complex; plasma membrane; endomembrane system.